GUUCAAGAAUGGCUUGCAGAGUUGGCAAUGUCCUUCUUCUCCCUUACCUCACCGAUCCGUACACUUAACCUGCUUUCUCACUCUUCGUCGCUUCUCUUUGGCAGUUAAGCUGCUCCAAUCCACACACCACCCACCUAAUUUCUCUCUCAAAAAAUAAAAAUAAAAAAACCAUUUUUUUCUUGGUUUUGAUUUCUCUCUCUUAAUUCGUUCAUUUAAUGCUUCCCGUUCCACACACACAUUCAUUGGUUUCAUAAGCGGAGGAGUUAUUUGCUGGAAGGGGGUAAAUAGAAGAGGCAAAAAGAAGUUUUUUUUGGGUUUUCACUGUCUGAGAAGAAGAUGCCUCUGGUGAGGUUGCAGAUGAGGAAUGAGUUUGGUUUGGGGCAGCCUGAGUUGUACAGAGAGACAAACAGGGAGGACCCUAAAGCUGUGUUAGAUGGUGUAGCUGUGGCUGGUCUUGUUGGGAUCUUAAGGCAACUUGGUGAUCUUGCUGAUUUUGCAGCAGAUGUUUUUCAUGGUCUGCAGGAGCAAGUAAUGACAACAGCUUCCAGGAGUCAUAGAUUGAUGGUUCGCGUUCAAAACAUUGAAGCUGCACUACCUGCCUUGGAGAAGGCUGUAUUGGCACAAACAAGCCACAUACAUUUAGCUUACACAGCUGGUUGUGAAUGGCAUCCACGCAUAAAACCUGCUCGGAAUCAUUUCAUUUACAAUGACUUGCCUCACUUUAUUAUGGAUUCAUAUGAAGAAUGUCGUGACCCUCCUCGCGUGCACUUGCUUGAUAAAUUUGAUACUGGUGGCCCAGGAUCUUGUUACAGGAGAUAUUCAGAUCCAACCUUCUUUAAAAGAUCAUCUGCAGAUUUGGACGAAUCUUACUCUGAGAAGACCGAAAAAGCAAGAAAAUCCCGUAAAAGCAAGAAGAAACGGUCAUCUAGAAGGAAUGGAGAAAGUUUGAGGGGUGAACAGAUGCAUAGCAGUAGUGGCAGAAUGCAAUCUAUUUCUUCCACUAUCAAUGGGCGGACUUCUUCUUCGCGAACUGCCUCCACCAUAGAUAUGACAUUGAAAUCAGAUCGGGAACAUUAUUCAAAUUCUUUUGAUUCAAAAUCUGGUGCUGGCUACAUUGAAUGUAUUUUCCAUCCAAGUAAUUCUAUGCAAUCUGAUGAGCCAGAUUAUAAGGAACCAUCCUCUCCAAGGUUGACACAGAAAACUGAUACUCUGCCAUCGGUGUCUCCUCUUAUAGAUGAUAGUAUUUCACACAAUUCGUUGGAAAAGAAAGUCGCCUCUAGUUCAUCUGGUGUUACUUGGGAUGAAAAGGAAGAGAUAGUGGAAUCUAAGAGUCAAAUCUGUGAUAGAGAUAAAGCUCCAGAGAGGCUUGUGGAAAAGCAUGACUCAAAUAUGCAUGCGAAUGAGGCUGUUACCUUAACAAACAUUGACUACAAUCAUAUCCUAUUUAAAGAAGAAAGCAACCUGAAACCAGUCUCCAACAGGGUUCAAAUUGAUGAUAUUGAUAGUGAACCUGAUAAUUACGAGGAUGCUCUCAACACCAUUGAAUCAGAAUCUGAAAAUGAUAUUGAUUAUAUAACAAAACGAGAGGUGCAGCAGUUCAGUUCACGUGUCACUCAUGGAAUGAUUGAAAAUGGAGUUACUGAAGCUCCUCCUAAUUUAUUGAACAAUACUUUAUCAGAUGUCGUUUCCCAGAAAGAAUAUACUGUUCCCUCAAAUAAAGAAACAGCCAAGGAUUUAGCUGACUCACUGGAAGAAAAUCAUGUUCUUGAUCUUGUAUCAAAGCCAGAUACAUCUAACUUGGGUUCUGCAAGUCCUUCAGAUGUUCUUGAGAGUGAAAUUUUGACGAGAGACAUUGCUUCCUCAAACAAAGAAACAUUCAGGGAUUUGCCUGACUCGCCACAAGAUAUUCCUCCUCUCACAUCAGAGCCACAUGCAUCUAAUUUGGUACCAGUUAGUCCAUCAGAUGUUCCUUAUGAUGAAGAAAUGACCAGAGACACUGUUUGCUUUCAUGAAGAAGCGUUCAGGAAUUUUCCUGACUCGUUGCAAGAAAUUCGUUCUCUCACAUUAGAGCCACAUGCAUCUAAUUUGGGACCUGAGAGUCCGUCAAAUGUUCCUUGUAGGGAAGAACUGACCAGAGACACCGAUUCCUUAAACAAAGAAAUGUUCAGUAAUUUGCCCAGCACAUUGCAAGAAAUUCCUCCACUCACAUCAGAGCCACACACUUCUAAUUUGGGACCUGAGAAUCCAUCAGAUGUUCCUUGCAGUGAAGAAAUGACCAGAGACACAGUUUCCUUAAACAAAGAAAUGUUCAGUAAUUUGCCCGACUCAUUGCAAGAAAUUCCUCCUCUCACAUCAGAGCCACUUGCAUCUAAUUUGGCAUCUGUGAGUCCUUCAGAUGUUUCUGUAAGCAAAGAAAUAGCCAAGAACAUAGCUGAAUCUCAUCCCUCCAAGACUCCUACCUGUAAACAGGUUCCUCACUCACAUGGAAAUUCUGUUUUGGAUCACUCAGUAUGCACUGAUACCUUCAUUGGUUCUUCUGCUGUUACUGAUACACUAUCAGCACCAAUUGAGACUGAUGUAUCAUUUUCUGGUUCCAAAAGCACUAAUUUACCAAAUGAAGAAGCCGGUAAGAUCAACAGAUAUGAUGAAACUCGUAGGGAGUCUUUGGCUGAUCACCCAGUUAGGUUCUGGACUAAUGGUGGAUUAUUAGGACUCGAGCCAUCAAAACCUCCUGACUUUAGCAAGUCAACUUCUUUAAGUCAAGGGUCUAUGAGCACAAAAAGUGAAAUAGAUGACGGUUCACAUCACAAUUCAUUGCAAAAGAACAAUGGUUAUAAAGAGGAACGGGAAUCAUCAGAAGCUGUUGAAGAACAGAUUCUAAAGGAACCUAGUUCUAAAUUCUUAACAUCAGGCCACAAUGAUGACCAAGCUUGUAUCUCGGAAAAGACCACUGGCAGUUCUCAGCUGAGUAAUGGAUUUGGUCAAACUGAGAGGAGCAGUUUAGGGGAUAUCAGGGUAACUGCACCUGGAAGUGUUCUCCCAGCGGCCCCUGACAAGAAGGACAAUACUGAAUCCAACCAGGGAGAUGGUGAAAAUGCAUCCCGUGUGUUCGGACUUAGUCGUAGAUUAUUAAUAAAUAGCUUUCAGCGCAAAGUUUCUUUUGAUGAAAAAUCUGGACAUUAUAAUUCUCUGAAAUCUGUUAUAUUGGAGCAGAGUGAACAGAAUAGCACUGUAGGACAGUCACUUCCUGAGACAACUACCUUCAAGGAGAAAGUUGGUUUUGGAUAUCCUAUAAAGUCACUUCCUCCUUCACCUCCCCUUGAACAUAUGAAAAUAUCCUUCCAACCUGUCAGUGGACUAGAGACCUCCAAACUAAAACUGAAAUUUCCUGAUGGUAGUAAUCGUCAUGAAAGCAUAAAGGAAAUGUUUCCUUCUUUUCAGUUGGUCCCUGAACCUUCCGUUCCAGGGGAUGAUUCAGUUUCUCACUCUGAUGAUGAUGACACAUUCUGCAGAUCAUCUCCAUACAUAUCAGAUGAUUGUCGAAGCCCUCGCUCUGACUAUAAUUCAGAUCAGUGGGAAUCUGAUGAAAGUCCUGAAAGCAGUGACCAAGGAGUACAUGAUUCUCCAGACAGAAGGUCCUCAACUGAAUCUGUGUCCAAUGAAGAGAACAUUGUAAAAGGUGGAAACAGUACAUGUACGACAAAUGGUGUGGAACAUUCUUUAUCCGGGCCAUUACUUGAUUUUCCAAGUUAUGAUAAUGUUAAUCCUGCACUUGAGAAAGAAAGUAAAAAGCAUUCCAAAUGCACUAAUGCUGUUAUGUCACACAGUCAUGCAGAGGCUACACCACCACCUCCUCCUCCUCUUCCUCCAACUCAAUGGCGGGUCUCAAAACCAGAGUUAUUAGAUAUGACAAAUGGGACACAGCAUUGUAUGUCUGAGGAUGCUGAACAUAUUAAUGAUCUCAGUCUUCCAGAUUCUACUAUCUUCCAGCAACCAAGCCUGACCCAGGUUGAGCAAAUACAAAUUAAUCACGAUGGUCACGUAUCUUAUGACAACAUUAUAUAUAAGCUGAAGGACAAGAGUUUCCUGCAGCUGGAUCAGCAGAAGUUGAAGGGUCAGAAGGAAGCAAACCAGUUGAGAAUGGAAAAGGAGACAGAUGAAAGAGAAGAUUUCCUAUAUCAAAUCAGAACAAAAGCCUUCAACCUUAGGCCCACAAUAACAGGAAAGUCAAAUGAUGCCACUGGUCCCACUGCAAACGUUAAAGUUACAGCAAUUUUGGAGAAGGCUAAUGCAAUCCGUCAGGUUGUUGCGAGUGAUGAUGGUGAAGAUGAUGAUAACUGGAGUGAUACAUGACAUUUUUAGUUACUUUUUUGUUUCAUACACGAGCAGUUCUUUUAUGUUUCUUAGCCUCUUGAAGUGAAGUUGCAUGAGGCUUUGUUGUAUGUACGCAUGUGUGAAUAAAUCUUGUUUAUCUGUUAUUAAGUGUAGUUCAGUUUCAUUCAUUAUCAUAUGAAUUUGUCUUCAUUAGUUUUUGCUUUGAAUAUUUGGGCUGGGUAAUUGGGCUGACCCAAUGUAUUGUGAGAUUGCAAAUCCAGGCGACUGUUUGUACAAAGUUCCUGAAGAAAAAAGAAAAAAGAAAAAAUAAUUCCGAGCACUUGAUUUUAUUUCAAA
Messenger RNA from Cajanus cajan (pigeon pea), 4671 nucleotides. RefSeq names its product SCAR family protein (gene WAVE2). Gene Ontology annotation, biological process: actin cytoskeleton organization; positive regulation of Arp2/3 complex-mediated actin nucleation. Gene Ontology annotation, cellular component: cytoskeleton. Gene Ontology annotation, molecular function: protein kinase A regulatory subunit binding; Arp2/3 complex binding. Lineage: Eukaryota; Viridiplantae; Streptophyta; Magnoliopsida; Fabales; Fabaceae. The record is from RefSeq and is a predicted model, not a curated record.